AAACUUUCAGCGAUGUGUACAUCAUUAGCGAUCAAUUAGUUUCGCAUAUGAAAAGAUUCUCUACGUAAAUUACCAAUAAAUCAUAAUAUCAUGUCUUCCGAGGGAGUUAGCGACACUGAGAAUCAGCGGAAAGGAGUUCUAACCUCAGAAUCAAGCAACAUGGAUCUCUGUGAAGCAAAUGUAAGAGACACUGUAGAUGAUAUAAAAAUUGUAUAUUCUAACAUGAAGCAUGUCACAGAGAAAUAUGAAAUCAGAGACCCGAUAAAAUUGGUUGAGGAUUCGUUGGAAAUAAAUAUGAAGAAUGAUUCAACGGAGACUGACAGCUCGGGUAUAAAAUUAGAAAAUGAUUCUGUCGAGCCCAAUGCCAUCACUGACGAAACUCAGAUUAACGUACGUGAUAGCAAAGAUGAUGUGGAAUUCUUGAAAGUUGUUGAGAAUGAGACUCUGAAAAUACCAGAAAGACACGCAGCUCGGACAGGAAAUUUGAUUGCUUUGCCUAAUCAACUGGCUGCUCAAAAACCACAGAAUGAUCGGCCUGUUGCGAUGAAAAAUAUCGAUCAAAAUGAGUUGAUGCUAAAUGACAAAAGUGUUGAGAAACCAGCCUCAACGGAUUCCAUAAAAACUCAGGCAACUUUAAACUCUAGGGAUGGUAUUUGCAAAGUAGAGGUAAUUAACGUCGUUAAUUCCUUAUCGUGUUUAGCAGAAGAAUAUGCAAGUUCUGAUUCAGACGAAAAUGAUGAAAGACCACCCUCGCCAUGUGAGGUAAUUACCAUUGUCGAUGACCGUGGCACUCUGAGACAAAAUAACACGCAGUAUCGAACCAAGUCUAUGAACGACGACUCUGUAAGCGAAGAUACAGAUAGUGAUACUGAAUCCAGCGAUAGCGAUGAUAGCACAGAAACUGACAGUGAUAGUGAUAACGAAUUUGUGGACAGUCCUGAACAGAUCAGUAAAAUUCAAUCAUCAAAAGUCAAAAAGACUAAAAGUGAGUUUGAGGAUUUGCCGCCAAUCGAAGAAUUGAAAAUUACAGUACCUGAAGGAUCAUGUGACCGCCUAGGCGAGGUCACUGGGUUUGUAGAGCAGUUGGUAAUAGUACGACCAAUUUCUGGUAAACCAACUCUAAAUCUUGAUUCAAUUUUAUUUCUUGAAAAAGGCCACAGAGUUCUUGGCAAGGUGUUCGAUGUGUUUGGUCAGGUGUCUGAUCCUCAAUAUUGUGUUCGAUUCAACAGCGAAGAACAUAUUCGACAAUCAGGGAUUGUUGUGGGGAUGGAAGUAUAUUACUCUCCAAACACUGAGCACACAUCUCUGGUCUUCCUUCACGAAUUAGUCAAGCUGAAAGGUAUUGAUAUUUCCGGGGAAGACGAUAUUGAGCCUCCAGAAUUUUCGGAUGAUGAAGAGGAACGAGCUUAUAAUCAGCUGCAAAGACAAAGGCAGCGUCACAAGCCAGGAAUGGUGGAUAGACAAGGGAACUCUGAUGGUGAGGUGAUCCCACAAAAACGCCAAUGCCCCGAACGGCAUCGAAAUCCUUGGGGCACUGACUGGAGGUCUCAAAACUAUGGUAACUCCUCACCAAAUCAAAAUUUCGGCCAUGGUACGCCUCGAUGGAACUCCAACAAUUGUCAGCCAUCGUUUAAAAAUUCGCCCAACUUACAAAAUACAACUCACCCACCUAAUCAACCUUCCCCUCACCGAUACAGCCACCCCAACACAUUUAAUCCUGGUCAGUAUCAAUGUAAUCCAUAUAAUAAUCCCUACCAACAAAGUAAUAUGUUUCCUCCAACAAAUCCAGAAUAUGCUUUUGGCCAACCACCGGGUUUUCGGCCCAACUUUCCGAAUUAUGGAGCGAAUUUCUAUAGACCUAAUCCAUAUCCACCCCCUCACAUGUCUUGGGCACCACCGCCUCUUCCUCCUCCCCCACCUCCUCCGCCAUCUGUGUAGUUCUAAGUACCAUGUAUUAGCUUACAUGCUUGAAGAUUUAAUAAACUUUACAUCAAUAUUCAUCAUCCCAUACGACCAGAUUUUCAUC
This is a messenger RNA of Diprion similis, 2026 nucleotides long. RefSeq names its product H/ACA ribonucleoprotein complex non-core subunit NAF1. Gene Ontology annotation, molecular function: RNA binding. Lineage: Eukaryota; Metazoa; Arthropoda; Insecta; Hymenoptera; Diprionidae. The record is from RefSeq and is a predicted model, not a curated record. Bases 91 to 1938 code for a protein of 615 amino acids. The transcript has 6 exons. Gene Ontology annotation, biological process: pseudouridine synthesis; ribosome biogenesis; box H/ACA snoRNP assembly. Gene Ontology annotation, cellular component: sno(s)RNA-containing ribonucleoprotein complex.